Messenger RNA from Dictyostelium purpureum, 1510 nucleotides. RefSeq lists its product as uncharacterized. Gene Ontology annotation, molecular function: inositol tetrakisphosphate kinase activity; inositol-1,4,5-trisphosphate 3-kinase activity. Gene Ontology annotation, cellular component: nucleus; cytoplasm. The transcript has 3 exons. Lineage: Eukaryota; Evosea; Eumycetozoa; Dictyosteliales; Dictyosteliaceae. The record is from RefSeq and is a predicted model, not a curated record. Gene Ontology annotation, biological process: inositol phosphate biosynthetic process. Bases 414 to 1382 code for a protein of 322 amino acids.
AAUAAAUAAAUUUAUUAAUAUUUGUUUUUUUUCUAUUUAUAACUUACCUACUAAUCUUUUUUUUUUUUUUAUAUAUUAAUUUUAUUUAUAGAAAAAUAAAUUACCUUUUUUUUCAAAUAAAAAAAAAAAAUUAUUUCAUAUUAAAAAAAAAAUAAAAUAAAAUAAAUAAAAAAAAAAUUAAAAUACUCUAAUCUAUAUUUAUUUAAAUAUUCUAUUAUCUUUUUUAUUUAAUUUCUUUUUUUCUAAUUUUUUUUAAAAAUCAUAUACAAAAAAAAAAUAAAAAAAAAAUAAAGUAAUUUCCCUUUUUUUUAUAAUAAUACAUAAAUAAUAGUAAUAGUAUAAAAUAAUAUAUAAUAAUAUAAUAAUAUAAUAAUAUAAUAUAAUAAUACAAUAUAAUAAAUAUAUAAUAAAAUAUGGCAACUACAACAGAUAUAAAAUUUAAUGUUGUUGCAGGAUCAACUCCAUUUGUAAAAUCAAAAGAAUCAAGUGGUAAAAUUUUUAAAGAAUGCACAAAAAAAGAAAAAGAAUUUUAUGAAAAUUUAUCAGAUGAUAACUCACUUUCAAAAUUAAUACCAAAAUUUUUUGGCACAGCAAUGAAAGAUGGCAAAGAGUAUAUUAUAUUAGAAGAUUUAACCAAUGGAUACAACAAACCAAAUAUAAUGGAUAUUAAAUUAGGAUUAUCACACCAUGAUGUCGAUUUAGAGGAGAUUUACAGCAAACCAAAUGAUUCAGAUGACCCCAAUGUUAAUUUUGAAACAUUAAAACAACAAGCCAAUAUGUCGUUACAUAAAGAACUCUAUCAAUCAUGGUUAGUUUCAAAAUAUAUUACAACACCAAAAUUAGGAUUCUGUGUUUGUGGUUCCCAAAGAUAUAAUCUCUCUUCAAAUCAAGUUGAAAAGAAUCAAAAAGAACAAGGUAGACUAUUAACAGAGGUUACUGUCAAAGAAAAACUUUAUGAAUUUUUUUCAAAUGGCUAUGAAUUUAGAAAUGAUAUAAUUGAACCAAUGAUUGAAAGAUUAUCAUUAUUUAAACAAUAUUUUGAAAACAAUCCCGAUUAUAGAUUUAGAUCAACAUCAAUUCUAUUUAUAUAUGAAGGUGAUAAUAACAGUAAAAAUAGAUGUGAUAUUAGAUUAAUAGAUUUCACCCACACCAAACUUUAUCCACCCCACUUGAAAGCACACUCAUCCAAACUAUCACAUUAUAAAUCAAUUGAUAUAAAUAAUAUUGAUGAUAACAGCGAUGCUACAUUCUUUCCAAUCGAUGGUGGUUAUCUAUUUGGUAUCACAAAUUUGUUAAAAAUUUUAUUAUCUUUAAAAAAUAAACUCUCUCAUCAACAACAAUCAACACAAUCGACACAAAAUCAAACUCAACCACAACAAUAAAAAAAAAGCAAAAAAGAAAAAGGAAAAAUGCAUAUACAAAUAAAACACAUAUACAUAAAUCCAAAUAUAUAUAUAUGUUUAUGUAAUUAAACAAAUAAAUAAAUAAGUAAUAUUAAUUUUAGUAAAAU